GUCCACCACCCCCAGCAAAGUAACAGUGACCACCUAUUCUCUCUCUAGAACUUUAGAGAGAGAAACAGCGGGGGUGGUCAUUCCCUUUAUCUCAUCAACACCUGUGCCGUGCCCCUCUCUCUCUCUCUAGAAUAUAGAAGAGCUCAACCAAAUUUGAUCGAAAAUCAGCAGCCUCUACAUCCCUCAAUCAAAAUCCCCCAUCAAUGCUACUUCUUCCACACGCACAAUAAAUUAGAUCAAAACCCUCUCCAACUGUAUUUAGAAUAUUACCAAAUUUGAUCGGAAAUCAAAAGAUUCAAAAAAAAAUAAACGCCUCAAUUCUCCUUUCUCACACAGUCGCACGCACAUAUUUACACACACACGCAUAUCAGAGGAGGAGGCCGACCAUGGGAUUUGAUAAAGAAGCGAGCUCAUCCUCCCAUGUCCUCCAAGUCCCUUCUCUACCCAGAGAGGACACUCCACUCGUCUCCAAAUCCAGACACCUCUCGUCCCAAUCCAAGACCUUCGCAAACGUCUUCAUCGCCAUAGUCGGCGCAGGUGUGCUCGGCCUUCCCUACACCUUCAAGAAGACCGGUUGGGUCAUGGGUCUUCUCAUGCUCUUCUCCGUCGCCUACCUCACCUACCACUGCAUGAUGCUACUGGUCCACACUCGCCGGAGACUCGAAUCCCACCACGGAUUCACCAAGAUCAACUCCUUCGGCGACCUGGGCUUCGCCGUCUGCGGACCCAUCGGCCGGGUCUCCGUCGACAUCAUGAUCGUCCUCUCUCAGGCCGGUUUCUGCGUCAGCUACCUCAUCUUCAUUGCCAACACCUUAGCCUACGUUUUCAAUGAAACUUCACCAAAUCUCAGUCCCAGAAUUUUGGGGGUCUCGCCCAAAUCGUUUUACAUCUGGGGUUGUUUUCCUUUCCAAUUGGGAUUAAAUUCGAUUCCGUCACUGACCCAUUUGGCUCCUCUGAGCAUUUUCGCCGAUGUAGUUGAUAUUGGAGCGAUGGGUGUGGUGAUUGUUGAAGACAUCAUGAUCUUUCUGAAGCAGAGUCCUGUUUUGGAAGCAUUUGGGGGGUUUUCUGUGUUCUUCUAUGGUUUGGGUGUGGCGGUUUACGCAUUCGAAGGGGUUGGAAUGGCUUUGCCACUAGAAGCAGAAAUGAAAGACAGAAGCAAGUAUGGCAAAAUCUUGGGGUUGUCAAUGGCUUUCAUUUCUUUGAUGUAUGGAAGUUUUGGAGCUCUGGGUUACUUUGCAUUUGGUGAAGAGACCAAAGACAUAAUCACUACCAAUUUUGGGAAGGGUUUGGUGAGUGGUCUGGUCCAGAUGGGUCUCUGUGUGAACCUGUUCUUCACUUUCCCUCUGAUGAUGAACCCGGUCUAUGAGGUGGUGGAGAGGCGGUUCUGUGAAGCUAGGUAUUGCGUGUGGCUGAGAUGGGCGGUGGUUUUGGGGGUGACUUUGGUGGCGCUUUUGGUGCCUAAUUUUGCAGAUUUCUUGUCAUUGGUGGGGAGUAGUGUCUGCAUUGUUUUAGGGUUUGUAUUGCCUUCUUUGUUUCACUUGAUGGUGCACAAGGAAGAGUUGGGUUGGAAAGGGAUGGCGUUGGAUGGGGGAAUUGUGGUGGUAGGGUUGGUUUUUGCAAUCACUGGAACUUGGUCUUCCUUACUGGAGAUAUUUGCAGCCAAGGCUUAACCAUCAAUGUUUUUCUUUUUUUCUUUAAUAAAAACAAAAUUUGUGUAUUACUUUGUAUUUUUUAUGAUUUAUUUUGAGUAAUGUCUACGUUGCAUUAUUAAGAUCAAUUAUAAUCAAAACAACUAGUGUUUGAUUUA
Messenger RNA from Cornus florida, 1807 nucleotides. Its product is annotated as amino acid transporter AVT3B-like. Gene Ontology annotation, molecular function: amino acid transmembrane transporter activity. Gene Ontology annotation, cellular component: vacuolar membrane. The transcript has a single exon. Gene Ontology annotation, biological process: amino acid transmembrane transport. The record is from RefSeq and is a predicted model, not a curated record. Lineage: Eukaryota; Viridiplantae; Streptophyta; Magnoliopsida; Cornales; Cornaceae. The coding region runs from base 387 to 1670 and encodes 427 amino acids.